AUGUUUGGAAAUGUUAGCAACAGCAUGUGUUUGGAUGCCAAGUGGGCUGUGGUGUUGCCGUCAGUGCUGUGGUGUUGCUGUCGGGGCUGUGGUGUUGCUGUCAGGGCUGCGGUGUUGCUGUCAGUGCAUGGUGUUGCUGUCAGGGCUGCGGUGUUGCCGUCAGGGCAUGAUGUUGCUGUCAGGGCUGCGGUGUUGCUGUCAGGGCAUGGUGUUGCUAUGGUGUUGCCGUCAGCCCUGCAGUGUUGCUGUCAGGGCAUGGUGUUGCCGUCAGCCCUGUGGUGUUGCUGUCAGGGCUGCGGUGUUGCUGUCAGGGCAUGGUGUUGCCGUCAGCCCUGUGGUGUUGCUGUCAGGACUGUCUUAAUUUACACUGAAAAAUGGAAGGGUCAAGAUUGA
Candidula unifasciata is the source of this 393-nucleotide messenger RNA. The record is from the annotation of a GenBank genome assembly. NCBI's taxonomy places the organism in Eukaryota, Metazoa, Mollusca, Gastropoda, Stylommatophora, Geomitridae.